Coffea eugenioides is the source of this 2667-nucleotide messenger RNA. RefSeq names its product protein indeterminate-domain 7-like. Lineage: Eukaryota; Viridiplantae; Streptophyta; Magnoliopsida; Gentianales; Rubiaceae. Gene Ontology annotation, cellular component: nucleus. The coding region runs from base 698 to 2440 and encodes 580 amino acids. The transcript has 3 exons. The record is from RefSeq and is a predicted model, not a curated record. Gene Ontology annotation, molecular function: DNA-binding transcription factor activity.
UCUCUCUCUCUCUCUCUCUCAUUCUCCAUCUUUAUCUUCCUCUCUCUCACACACUCAAGACACAUACAUAUACUGAGAAAGCAAAACACAUACAGCGGAAGUCUUCUCUUAUGUUUAUGCUAAAGGAAUAUGGUGUGGUCUUGUUUGUUUUCAUCUGUGUGGCUUUUUAUUGAAUCUUGAUGGUGCUAACAGCUAUCAGGCAAUUUUGGUUAAUUCAAAUAUGAUUUGAAGAAAAGGGCCGACACUGUAAGAUUUCACUCAACACUUGGUAUUGUAAUCUUUCUCUCUUUUGAUUCACCCUUAUAACAAGAAACCUUUUCUUCCCUUUUCAAAUCAGUCGUCUAGGGUUUUCAAACAAUAGAUAGGAGCUAGCUAGCUUCAUAUGAUUCUACAAGAAGCUACUAAAAUCAACCUACACAAGCUUUUAUUUAUCAGUGCCUCUUUCACCAUCACUUAGCUAGCUGAAUUUAGAAUCUUCUUGAAUUAUAACUAGGGUUUGUAUUGGAUUCUGUUGUCUGAUUCGAGAAAAAAAGAAGCUUGAUAUCAUCUGUUGCUCAUCAAUGAAUCUAAUUGGCCGGAGUCCAAGAUUAUAAACCAACCCUCUAACCUGCAUAGCUCUAUACAAGGGUAUACCCCAGAUAUUUAGAGGGGAAACUAAGGAGAGAUCAAGGUUGUAUCAAAAGGAGGCUUUUCUAAGAUGAUGAAGGCUGCAGGUAUGGUGGUAGAAGACAGCAUGUCAAAUUUGACAUCUGGAUCUAAUGAUGCUAGCAUUUCUUCUGGCAACAGACUAGAAAUUGGUGCUGUGUACCCACAGCAGCAGCAGCAGCCUCCUUUAGCAUCAUCACCGACUAAUCAAAGUGCUCAACCAGCUUCAAAGAAAAAGAGAAAUCUUCCAGGCAAUCCAGACCCUGAGGCAGAAGUGAUAGCUUUGUCUCCAAGAACCCUUCUGGCAACAAACAGGUUUAUAUGUGAGAUCUGUAACAAAGGGUUCCAAAGGGAUCAAAACCUCCAAUUGCACAGGAGGGGACAUAAUUUACCCUGGAAGUUAAAGCAAAGAAGCAACAAAGAAGUAAUAAGGAAGAAGGUGUAUAUUUGCCCGGAAACUACAUGCGUGCACCAUGAUCCCUCACGGGCACUUGGGGACCUCACUGGAGUCAAGAAACACUUUUCCAGAAAGCAUGGUGAGAAGAAAUGGAAGUGUGAAAAGUGCUCAAAGCGUUACGCUGUUCAAUCAGAUUGGAAAGCUCAUUCCAAGAUUUGUGGUACUAGAGAAUAUAGAUGUGACUGUGGAACCCUUUUCUCAAGGAGGGACAGUUUCAUCACCCAUAGAGCUUUCUGCGACGCCUUGGCAGAAGAGAGUGCCCGGGCAAUUACAACAAACAACCACCCACUAGGACUACUAGGCGGCGGCGGCAAUAGUACUACAUCUUCAGUCCAACUCCACCUCCAAAACCAUCCUCUCCAUGGCGGCGGCCUCCCCGUGUUUCCUCUCAAGCGAGAACAAGAUCAGUUACAGUUACAGUUACAACGACAACAAAGCUUCAAUAGCAACUUGAGGCCACCAGAGCUGCCGCCUUGGCUCUGUGAUCCAGGGGGAGGUCCUCCAACAAGUCAUGACUUGUUCAGCAGCCCGAGACUGGACCAAACCAUGAUUCAUCAUCAUGAAAAUGUCAACAAUCCUAACCCUAACCCAACUCUUUCCUCCUCAUUCCAAGCCGCCGCGGCAUCGGCAUCACCCCACAUGUCUGCAACUGCAUUGCUGCAAAAAGCAGCACAAAUGGGAGUUACAAUCAGCAAACCUGCAUCAAGUCAAUCAGCUGCUGGUGCGGACGAGGUGGCGGCCGCUGCCUUGGCGACAACAACGAUGCUGAGACCCCACCAAGCAGCUCACGUGAGUACUGGUUUGAUGGGUUCAACAUCAAUAAUAUUGGCCACUUCUACAGCUGGUUCUAGCCUGGGUCUGGCCUCACGUGAAGAUCAGAUGGGAAUAGGGUCUAGUUCUGGAUCUGGGCUUAUGCAUCAUCACGGGCUGAUGGCAUCUUUUGGGAACAAAACUAGUGCUAUCACCUCUGCAGGUUGCAUGGAACAUCCACACCAAGAACAAAUAGGUGUUGGUCCAUUAACAACUCAUGAUCAUCUAGGAGGAGGAGCUUUGAUGGGUAUGGUAAAUUCUCAUCAUCACGAUGGAUUCGGGGAGAACUUUCAGGAAGUGUUAUUGACUUCAAGAAGGGAGAAUAAUGGAAGUAGUAGCGGUAAAGAAGGUGGCGUAUUUGGUGGCCGUGGCAACAAUAUUAAUGACGGAUUAACAAGGGAUUUCUUGGGUCUAAAAGCCUUCCCUACUGCUAGAGAAACAUUUCUUAGUCUGGAAGAUCUUCAUGAACUUGGUGGCUCAUCUUUCAAUGGCCAGCAUGGUCAUCACAAUCCAGCAGCACCAUGGUAGAGAGUUAGUUUGAAGUAAUUAUGUUUAUGUUGGGCAUAUGAGAUUUCUUCUUUCCUAUUAAUUUGUUCGUUAAUUGUUAUUAGUUGAUUUUGUCCCAUAUAUAUAUAUUUAUAUGUGUAUCUGUGCUGCUACCGUCCUCCAGUUCCUAGUUCUUUUCACAUUUACAAAUGACAAGAAGGUUUUAUGGUUAUUGCAAUCGAGAUUAAUUCCUUGGCUAGCUGCUGCAA